Molecule: messenger RNA, 1770 nt
Organism: Exophiala spinifera
Lineage: Eukaryota; Fungi; Ascomycota; Eurotiomycetes; Chaetothyriales; Herpotrichiellaceae
Exons: 1
Coding region: 1-1770 (589 amino acids)
Molecular function (GO): FAD binding
Source: RefSeq, a predicted model, not a curated record
AUGUUGCCUGUUGCCAUCGUAGGUGGCGGGCCAGUUGGGCUCGUCUCCUCCAUCCUCCUCUCUAUGCGCAAGAUUCCACACCAAGUUUUUGAGCAGUUUCCAGGAACAUCUAUUCACCCAAAAGCGUGUGGUCUGAAUCAACGGACCAUCGAGAUUUUCCGCCAUAUCGGAGUUGAAGAAGAAAUUAAGAAGCACAGAGCCCCGCUAGAAAUCGUUGGGCGAACUGGGUGGUUCACAGGAGUCGGACCACAAAGCCGGGAGAUUUUCAGUAGAGAUUCUUGGGGAGGAGGGAAAUAUGAAAAUGAAUAUCUCCAGGCGAGCCCUGUGCAAUAUAGCACCCUGGCUCAGAUUCGUCUAGAGCCCAUCUUACAACAGCGAGCACUAGAACUCAAUCCAGCUGGAAUCCGGUAUCAAUCAAAGGUUACGAGCGUACGAGAGCAAAGAGAUCAUGUGAGUCUUGAGGUCGCCCGUAAGGAUGGUCAGGCCGAAGAAGUUAAGGCAAAGUUUGUCAUCGGAGCGGAUGGUGGGAGGGGGCUCGCGGAGAGUUUAGGCAUUGGUUGGAAAGGCGAACGCGAUAUCGUGGACAUGGUCACAGCCCACUUUAAGGCUGAUUUGACAUCCAUUCAUCCCGACCCAAGGAUAUUCAUAUCGUGGUUGAUAAACCCGAGGCUACAAGGCAGCCUUGGGGCAGGGUAUCUGUACCACUUGGGGCCUUAUUAUCCUCAACGAGCGGCGAAGGAGGAAUGGGUGCUGGCAGCACCUCGAAGCAGGAACGACCCUGUUGAGUUUGAUAAUGCCACCAUGAUUGAUCGCAUCAGAUGCAGCCUCGAAAUUCCGGACCUCGAUGUCGAUCUACUUAGCCUCAGUCAAUGGACGGUCAACGCUAGAGUCACGGAAAGUUAUCGCAGCAGGGGAGGGCGAGUGUUUCUUGCUGGCGAUGCCUGUCACCGUGUACCACCUUGGGGAGCCCUGGGAAUGAACAGUGGUGUGCAGGAUGCAUUCAAUCUCAUCUGGAAAUUGGCUCUUGCUAUCAAAUCAAAUACUUUGGCAGCGUAUAGCGGUUUAUUGGACACGUACGAAGAAGAGCGCAAACCAAUAGCCGUCCGCGUCGCACAGAACAGUCUGAAGAACAUGCGUAGUCACGCCAAUGUCAUGGAUCACGCAGUGGGAAUCAAUGCGGAUACAACAACCGAGCAGAACUUGUCAGCUCUUGCUGCUUACUUUGACCCUACUCAUCCUGAAAAUAGCGCAAAAAGGGAGGCUGUUCGAAAGGCAAGCGGCGAGCUCGACCAUGAAUUCCACGCUCCCGGGAUCGAGAUCGGGUGGUUCUAUCCUUCAGCAGACAUCAACAACGAAGGCGUGAAAACUCGGCACGGCGGGCAAAUCAAGGAGGACGGCUCCUUCAACUCCACACAAUAUUGUCCAUCUACCAUUCCUGGUCACCAUGUACCUCAUGCGUGGCUUGUGAAAGGAGACAAAGUGGUUUCCACACGUGACCUAAUCCAGCUUGAUCGGUUUGUCCUGUUCACACAGACUUCGGGUGUCUGGGACAGAGCUGCAAACAACGACAUCGCCGUUCACACUAUCAAUGGAGAGGCAGAUAAUUGGUCUGAUCGAGAUGGAACAUGGGCAAGGCUGUGUGGGGUCGAGAAGGACGGUGCGGUACUUAUGCGACCAGAUGGUAUUGUGGCUUGGAGAGCAGAUUCUUUCAGCUCCAAGCUCUUGAACGAGCUUCCAUCGAUCAUUGAUCGUAUCUUGAAAAGAGCUUGA